Messenger RNA from Pimephales promelas (fathead minnow), 2841 nucleotides. The record is from RefSeq and is a predicted model, not a curated record. NCBI's taxonomy places the organism in Eukaryota, Metazoa, Chordata, Actinopteri, Cypriniformes, Leuciscidae.
GGUUAACAUGACCGGACGAAAAUCUGCCAACUCAUACUAUAACACGGAAGGGGUUGAAGGCUGGGAUGAACUUAUUUACAAUAUUGUCCUAAAGCGCAGACCAACUCUAUACGUGGUGAACCUUCUGAUCCCCAGCUACUGCCUGGUUACAGUGGAUCUGUUCAGCUUCCUCCUGCCUCCUCAAAGUGUGGACCGUUCUGCCUUCAAAAUGACUCUUAUUCUGGGCUACACAGUCUUCCUUCUCCUCAUGAACGAUCUGCUUCCUGUCACCGGAGACACCAUCCCUCUAAUAAAUGUGUUUUUCUCCAUGUGUCUAGCACUGAUGGUAGCCAGUCUAUUGGAGACAAUUGUCGUUACUAAUAUUCUUUGUGGCUCGAGUGACCAUCCUCCUCUACCAAACUGGAUUAAAGUGUUGUUCCUGCAUUACCUGGCAAGAAUGGUUUGUUUGGGCCAGAAAAUCUCUGACCAGAAUUCUGCCCCCCAAAAAAACACCAUUUACACAAUUUCCUGCUCACCCGAGAAAGAAAGAAACCAAACUAUAUCCCAUGAAAAGGGCAUUAAAACACCAUUAAAUCUUGAUGGGCAAGAACUGAAGGAACUAAAGAUGCAACAUGAAAAUUUACUCGCCAUUCGCCAGCAUGUUGAUAAGCAUUUCUCUGGUGAUCAGAACUCAAAGGACUGGAUAGACUUGGGGGAGGUCAUUGAUCGAUUUCUGUUUGCUUUGUAUGUUGUUUUUCUCACUGUUAGCUUCUUCACCAUACUAAUAUUCUGGUUGUACUGGUACAGUUUAGACAAAAAACUCCUGAGAGGAUCGCUGAGAGACGACAACCCCCUUAGAAGUGUCAACCUCAACAAUGAACGAACUGCAGACUACGAUCUGGAACAGACAAGACAGGUGCAUCUGCGAAACUCUGACCACAUGACUCAGGUGGAGACUGUUGACCACCUCGAACCUCCAAAACCAGUCAGCUCCACCUUGGCUCCUUGCUCCCUCUGCUCUGCCUGGGACCAUCAUCCUUUCAGCACCACCAGGCUUCCCUGUCCCUCUACUUCGGUCGUCAGUCGUCGCUUUGCCUUCACCAUGGGAUCACCAAGGGCCCAGGCCCUUGUCUGUGACUUGUCCCUCCACCCAUUUGGCUCCGUCGAUUUCCUCCUCCCCACCAGCUCCACCUCGGUCCUUGAUCACUCCGGCUCCGCCUCAGUCCUACAGCCUCUUAGUUCACCUCGGCCACUGGUCCACACGGCUCCGCCUAGGUCUCCAGUGUCGCCCGGUCUCUAUCUCCACCGUCUUCCCCUGCCAACCGCAGAGUCUCUCCUACAAUCACUCAGAGAGAGCGUCUUCAACAAAACCCAAAUGCGGCCAGUUAUUGAUCCACAAACAGUUACAAAUAUCAGUUUGAGUUUAAUUUUGUAUGCCAUUUUGGAUGUGGAUGAAAAAGCGCAAAUCUUGGAUUCAUUUAUCUGGCUGCGGUUUGACUGGAGGAUUGAAGGCUUGAGCUGGGAUCCUGAUGAAUGUGGAACAGACAGAAUCACACUGCCAAGAAAAAAACUCUGGAGGCCUGAUCUUGUCAUCAAUGAAUUCAUGAGUGAUAACCAAGCCCCAGAGACAUAUUAUGUUUAUCUUUACAACAAUGGCAAAGCAGAAGAUCGAAUGCCAGUCCAUGUGAUAAGCUCCUGCAACCUAAACAUCUACACAUUUCCUUUUGACAUUCAAAACUGCACCUACACUUUUAACUCGUACAAGCACACAAAUAGAGAUAUUCAUCUAUCAUUUUUAGACCCAGUGGAGGACACGUUAAAAAAAUCCCUGAAGUACAUGGAGACUAAAGGGGAGUGGCAACUGAUUUCCAUAACCGGCAGAAAAACUGGCAGCUUAUAUAUUGUCAGUAACAGCCAGGAGAUCUGGGAUGAACUUGUUUAUCAUAUUGUCCUAAAGCGCAGACCAACUCUAUACGUGGUGAACCUCCUGAUCCCCAGCUACUGCCUGAUUACCGUGGAUCUGUUCAGCUUCCUCCUGCCUCCUCAAAGUGUGGACCGUUCUGCCUUCAAAAUGACUCUUAUUCUGGGCUACACAGUCUUCCUUCUCCUCAUGAACGAUCUGCUUCCUGUCACAGGAGACACCAUCCCUCUUAUAAAUGUGUUUUUCUCUGUGUGUUUAGCACUGAUGGUGACCAGUCUACUGGAGACAAUUGUCGUUACUAAUAUUCUUUGUGGCUCGAGUGACCAUCCUCCUCUACCAAACUGGAUUAAAGUGUUGUUCCUGCAUUACCUGGCAAGAAUGGUUUGUUUGGGCCAGAAAAUCUCUGACCAGAAUUCUGCCCCCCAAAAAAACACCAUUUACACAAUUUCCUGCUCACCCGAGAAAGAAAGAAACCAAACUAUAUCCCAUGAAAAGGGCAUUAAAACACCAUUAAAUCUUGAUGGGCAAGAACUGAAGGAACUAAAGAUGCAACAUGAAGAUUUACUCACCAUUCGCCAGCAUGUUGAUAAGCAUUUCUCCGGUGGUCAGAACUCAAAGGACUGGAUAGACUUGGGGGAGGUCAUUGAUCGAUUUCUGUUUGCUUUGUAUGUUGUUUUCCUCACUGUUAGCUUCUUCACCAUACUAAUAUUCUGGUUGUACUGGUCCAGUUUUAACAAAAAACUAUAAUAUCCCGGCCUGUAAGCUGUAAAUGUACGUUUAAAUCCAGAUGUACAAAUUCACUGGUCCAUCUCUUUAAAGGCUGCUCAACUGCAUACAUGGACUCCUCACACAGUGUCUUUUGUUAGCUUAUGUCUUAAAGCAGCAGAAACUUUCUUUUAAUUGCAGACAUUGCAGCAUUUGGUAGGUGCACAAGCACAUGU